AACAGGAAGUGAUGUCACGUGAGUCCAGAGUGCAGCAAGUUUCUGGCGUUCUAGUGAAGUUCAACAUGGAUCGGAAGCCGAGAGAGAAGAAGAUACUGUGUGUUGGUCUGGUUUGUCUGGACAUCAUUAACGUGGUGGACAAAUAUCCUGAAGAAGACACCGACAGCAGGUGUUUGUCGCAGCGCUGGCAGCGAGGAGGAAACGCCUCAAACUCCUGCACUGUUCUGUCCCUGCUGGGGGCGCCGUGCGCCUUCAUGGGUUCAUUGUCAGCUGGACCUGUGGCUAAUUUUAUUUUGGAGGAUUUUCAGAGGUUCGAGGUUGAGGUGUCGCUGGUGACUGAGCAUGCUCAGUGCUGCCUACCAGCGUCCAUGGUCAUCAGUAACAUCCAAACAGGAAGUCGCACCAUCCUCCAUAUGAACAGUUUCAUCACGAGUGAUUUUUCCAGCCAUGACAUAGAUGUGUCAGGGGUCGUCUGGCAGCUCAAAGGUCAAACUCCAUGUGCAUGUUGCGUGGUUUGUCUCUCGAGCGGAUCUCGAACCGUCGUUCUGUCUGACACGAACCUUCCUGAUGUCACAGCUGAGGAUUUUACUAAAGUGGACUUGACUCAGUUCAAGUGGAUCCACUGGGAGGGGAGGAAUGCUGAGGAACAGCUGAAGAUGAUCCAACGGGUGGAUAAGUACAACAGCUCGUUACCACAGCAACAGAGAAUCGCUGUCUCCGUGGAGAUUGAGAAGACCAGGGAGCCUUUGUACCAGCUUUUUCCUCACGGAGACGUGGUGUUUGUCAGUAAAGACGUCGCUCGUCAAUUCGGUUUUCAUUCCGCUGAAGAUGCUGUGAAAGGACUGUAUCCUCGAGUCAAACAGGGGGCUGUUCUGAUCUGUGCCUGGGCAGAACAGGGAGCAGAUGCUUUGGGUCCUGACGGCAUCGUGGUUCAUUCUGAUGCUUUUCCUCCCGAGACUGUGGUGGACACACUCGGUGCUGGAGACACGUUCAAUGCUGCUGUCCUCUACACCCUGUCCAACGGUGGCACUCUGCAGGAAGCGCUGACCUUUGGCUGCAAAGUGGCAGGAAGGAAGUGUGGUUUCCAUGGUUAUGACAACAUCGGUGAAUGUUUUGGAGAGAAAUGAAUGAGAAAAUGAUGGGAUUCUAAGCUGGUUGACAUCCGAGAGAGAGAGAGAGAGAUCAGUGAAAGAGUGAGCGGCUUUUUAUUGAUCGAUUUGAUUGAUUACAGACUGAGAUUCUGCUGCAGUGUUUUUUGAAUGUAACCAAAAUACAUCACUCUUAUUUUUUUUCUAACUAAUAAAAUAAAUGUGUUGAUGACAUCA
Molecule: messenger RNA, 1325 nt
Organism: Cynoglossus semilaevis (tongue sole)
Lineage: Eukaryota; Metazoa; Chordata; Actinopteri; Pleuronectiformes; Cynoglossidae
Gene: khk
Product: ketohexokinase
Exons: 9
Coding region: 12-1127 (371 amino acids)
Biological process (GO): fructose metabolic process
Molecular function (GO): ketohexokinase activity
Source: RefSeq, a predicted model, not a curated record